UCUCUUCAUAACAAUCAAAAUCAUCCCUUUUUCCAUCCCCUGCAUUUUUUUCACAAACCCUAAAACUCACAAAAUCUUUACCUCUGAAUUUCAUUUCCUUCUUUACUGUCACUUCUUCUGCUAUAUCUCUUUCUCCUCCUACGACUUUCGUUUCUUUUUCCUCCACACUGUUGGAUUGAUUUCAUUUUAUUUACUGUUCAAUAAUUGUGGCACAAUGCAAAACCCUCUGCUUUUAUUGUAAUAAAUUUUUAAAUUCAAUUGAAAUUCGGUUAAUUGUUGGUAAUUUUUGAAGGAUUUAUCAAGGUGAUGUUCAAUUGUUGAAGAUCUAUGAGUGAAGAUUAAUUUUGAGAGAGAGUCAUUUUGUAUUGAUAUUUGGAACGUGGGGUUUUGGAUCGGAUCAGGAAAAAAACAGCGCCAUUAGAUGGCGCUGUUCAGACGCCUCUUUUAUCGGAAGCCACCGGAUCGGCUUCUAGAGAUCUCCGAGAGGGUCUAUGUGUUUGAUUGCUGCUUCUCCACGGAUGUGUUGGAUGAAGACGAAUAUAGAAUAUAUAUGAAUGGCAUUGUAGCUCAGCUACAGGAUCACUAUCCCGAUGCUGCUUUUAUGGUUUUUAACUUUAAAGAGGGGGAAAGGAGAAGUCAAAUAUCCGAUGUGUUGUCUCAGUACGAUAUGACAGUCAUGGAUUACCCGCGGCAAUAUGAGGGGUGUCCUUUGUUACCGCUGGAGAUGAUCCACCACUUCUUGCGUUCCAGUGAGAGCUGGUUAUCGCUUGAGGGUCAACAGAACGUGCUCUUGAUGCACUGCGAAAGGGGAGGAUGGCCUGUCCUUGCCUUCAUGCUUGCAGGCCUUCUUUUGUACAGAAAACAGUACACUGGUGAGCUGAAGACUCUCGAAAUGGUAUACAAGCAAGCUUCCAGGGAACUUCUUCAUCUUUUAUCUCCAUUGAAUCCACAACCAUCGCAGCUCAGAUAUCUUCAGUACAUUUCUAGAAGAACUUUUGGGUCUGAUUGGCCCCCACCAGAUACUCCUCUGGCUUUGGAUUGUAUAAUACUUAGAGUUCUUCCUCUCUUUGAUGGCGGAAGAGGAUGCCGACCAAUAAUUCGUGUCUAUGGUCAGGAUCCUUCUUCAAAAGUAUCCAGUAGAACAUCAAAGCUUCUGUUUUCAACUUCCAAAAAGAGAAAACAUGCCCGCCUCUACAGACAGAAAGAAUGUGCUCUAGUAAAAAUAGAUAUUCAACACUGCGUCCAAGGAGAUGUUGUCCUCGAGUGCAUCCAUUUGGAUGAAGAUUUAGUGAGGGAAGAAAUGAUGUUUAGAGUUAUGUUCCAUACAGCUUUUAUCCGAUCAAAUGUUUUGAUGCUGACCCGUGAUGAUGUUGAUCUUUUGUGGGAUGUGAAGGACCAGUUCCCGAAGGAAUUCAGAACAGAGGUGCUCUUUUCUGAUGCAGAGUCUGUUCCAUCUAUUAUCCCCAAGGAAGCAGUAAGUGAUGAUGAUAAUGAAACAGAUGCUUCACCAGAUGAGUUUUUUGAGGCAGAAGAGAUCUUCAGUAGUGUAGUUGAUGGGUCAUAUGGGAAGGGAGAAUUUGAUAAUCGAACAACUGAAGCUACCAUUCAGGAUGAUGGAAACCUUGAAGUAGAUGGGAAAGAGGUUUUGGAUCAUCAUGCAUUCCAGGACUGUAAUUCAGAUGAAGCGAAUAACAGAGACAACAGCAAGGGUGAUGCAAAUAAAAAUUUUCUGAUUGCAACAGAUGCUUUGGUCUAUAGGAAUGGUCAGUUAUAUUCUAGAGCGGAGCUUGCUGAUGUAGCCAGUGGUACAGAUAUCAAAGAUGUAGCUGGACCACCAUGUGGAAAAUCUGAGGAAGGGGAGGAUAAACAAAGCCAAGAAGAUGCUUCUGCAAUUAAAAAAAUGACAGAAAAGCAAGGUUUACAGCAAAAGUCGAAUGGUGACAGUAAUAGACAAAAGUCUGAGAAGGAACUGUUGACAUCCCCAAAGAAACAACCAGUUUACACUUCCAAACCUGAGACAGAUGCAGUUGUUACUAAACAAAAAUCAAAACCGCAAGAAUCUCAAAGCACUCUUCAAAGGUUGGCAAAGCCAAAUGCGGUAUCUCGGUGGAUUCCUUCUAACAAAGGUUCAUAUAUAAAUUCUAUGCACGUGUCAUAUCCACCGUCUAGAUAUAAUGGUGCUCCAGCUGCAAUAGCUCUUGGCAAGGAUUCCCAGCCUGGGGUAAAAGCAAAGGCCUCACCAGCUAGUUCUUCUGAAGCUACAAUUACGGUGGAUGAAACUUCUGCAGUGGGCGAGGCACCAUUAAAAUAUCAAUCUUGUUCAUCAUCACUAGACUCGGCACCAACUGGAAAAGCUUCUUCUCCAAGUUCUCUGGUGGAAUGUAGAGUCCAGGAACUUGAUGGCCCUCAACCGAGUCAACAAGUUCCACUAUCUCCCCCUCCCUCUCCGCCUCCAUUGCUACCCUCGUCUAGCUCUUCAUUAUACGAGUCUUCCUCAACAACCCAGCCAAUUGUACAGGUAGGAGAGCAGAAUUUGCUCAAUCUUCACUCGUCCCUGCCCCCACACCAACCAACUCAUGCAGCAUUUACUUGUUCCACACCACCCCCAUCGCCGCCGCCGCCACAGUCAUCUACUAAUUAUGCAAAUUUUUCUUAUUCACGACCACCAUAUUCAGACCCUCCACGAUCUUAUGGCAGAGCAGAUGCUACUAAAUCACCGCCACCGCCACCGCCGCCACCUCCACCUCCACCUCCACCUCCACCUCCUCCUCGUCCUAUGUCUGCAAGCUCUGGACUGACCACACGGGGAAGUUUUUGCCCACCUCCUCCUCUACCUCCAUCUUCCAUUUCUUCUCUGUCUCAAAAUAUCAGUAGAGUUUUGUUGCCUCCACCUCCCCCACCCCCGUGGUCAGUUGAGAGUUCUGGUCCUGCACCUUCUGCAGCAUCAGAUUUUCCCUUUCCUCCAUUCUCCACGCAAAGGUCACUUUCUGUUGGAAAACCCUCUCUGCCUCCAACUCCAGUUCUGCCUCCUCCUCCACCUCCGCCUCCACCUCCCAUGCGUGGUAAUUCUUCUCUGCCUCCAUCUCCUAUCAGUCAUGGUGUUUCUCUGCCUUCACAUUGCACUCCACCUACACCACCACCGCCGCCGCCCCCACCCCCACCUCCUCCUCAUGCUGUUGCGCAGCCUACCCUGCCUAUUUUGCGUGGUGGCGCUCCACCACCUCCACAUCCGAUGGAUGAAGCGCCACUUCCACCUUCCCCAUUGCCUGGAGCACCACCUCCACCACCCCCCAUGCAUGGAGCUUCACCUCCAACUUUCCCAUUGCCUAGAGCUCCACCUCCACCUCCACCUCCACCUCCACCUCCACCUCCACCUCCCCUCAUGCGUGGAGCACCACCUCCACCUCCCCCUCCUCCGAUGCAUGGAACCCGACCUCCACCCCCUCCAUUGCCUGCUGGUCCACCUCCUCAACGUGGAGCACCACCACCGCCUGCUCCCCCUAUCCGUGGGGCCACUGCUCCACCUCCACCACCUCCUCCCAUGCAUGGACCACCAGCUCCACCACCCGCUCCUGGAGGCCGUGUACUGGGUCCGCCUAGACCUCCAGGUGUGGGACCUCCCCCGCCUCCUCCCUUAGGAGCUAAAGGAUCUGUGGCAGAUGGGAGAGGCUCAAUUGCUGGUAGAGGGCGUGGGCUUUCUCGUCCCGGGAUGUCAACUGCAUCAGCACCUCGAAGAUCUACCUUAAAGCCACUACACUGGAGCAAGGUAACGAGGGUAUUACAAGGAAGCUUGUGGGAAGAAUUGCAGAGAAAUGGAGAACCUCAAGUUGCACCAGAAUUUGAUGUGUCAGAACUAGAGACUCUUUUCUCUGCCACAGUCCCCAAGUCAGAUAGUUCUGGAGGCAAAUCAGGAGGACGUCGGAAGUCUGCUGGAUCUAAACCUGACAAAGUCCAUCUGAUUGACCUGAGAAGGGCUAAUAAUACGGAAAUCAUGCUCACAAAGGUGAAAAUGCCACUUCCUGACAUGAUGGCUGCUGCACUUUCAAUGGAUGAAUCAAUUUUAGAUGCUGAUCAAGUAGAAAAUCUUAUAAAGUUCUGUCCUACUAAAGAAGAGAUGGAACUUCUCAAGGGCUACACAGGCGACAAGGACAAUCUAGGGAAGUGUGAGCAGUUCUUUUUGGAGCUGAUGAAGGUGCCACGGGUGGAGUCAAAAUUAAGGGUUUUCUUAUUCAAGAUUCAAUUCAAUUCUCAGGUUUCGGAUUUUAAGAAAAGCUUGAACACUCUGAAUUCUGCUUGUGAAGAGGUUCGGAAAUCCCUCAAACUGAAAGAAAUAAUGAAGAAAAUUUUACUUCUUGGGAACACAUUAAAUCAGGGAACUGCCAGGGGUAAGUACAUUAAUGUUCAGAAGCUUUCUUUAAGUUGAAUUUUCAGACACUGA
This is a messenger RNA of Olea europaea var. sylvestris, 4438 nucleotides long. RefSeq names its product formin-like protein 20. The transcript has 11 exons. The coding region runs from base 422 to 4423 and encodes 1333 amino acids. NCBI's taxonomy places the organism in Eukaryota, Viridiplantae, Streptophyta, Magnoliopsida, Lamiales, Oleaceae. The record is from RefSeq and is a predicted model, not a curated record.